This is a messenger RNA of Trichoderma citrinoviride, 1545 nucleotides long. RefSeq lists its product as hypothetical. The record is from RefSeq and is a predicted model, not a curated record. Bases 1 to 1545 code for a protein of 514 amino acids. Lineage: Eukaryota; Fungi; Ascomycota; Sordariomycetes; Hypocreales; Hypocreaceae. The transcript is spliced from 2 exons.
AUGGCCUCCAAAAAGUCCAAGGCCGCCCCCACUGCCGACGACAACCUCGACGAGCUCUUCUCAGGCAUCGGCGACGACUCCAAGGCCAAGAAGCCCCCCAAGAAGCCCACCUCGGCCGCCGCCGCCGCAAAGGCCAUUGGCAACGACGACAUACUCGCCGACCUCGAGUCCGAGCUGGCCCCCCAGCCCGCCUCCCGCCCGCACACGCCCCGUCUCAAGGAGGCCAUUGCCCGCCGCUCCACGGCCACGCCCCCCAUUGGCGACGACAGCAACAAGGGCGGUGCCGCCGCGGCGCGCAAGUCCACCGACAGCUCGCAGAGCCUCAAGGCCAGCUUCACGCCCAGCGCUACGAGCUCCGAGCUCCACGAUGCCGAGAGGCAGCAGCCGCAGUCGCAGCAGCAGCAGCAGCAGCAGCAGCAGUCCGGAGGCGGCUGGUGGGGGGGCAUCCUGUCGACGGCGACCGGGGUCGUUAAGCAGGCCGAGGCUGCGUACAACCAGAUCCAGCAGAACGAGGAGGCCCGGAAGUGGGCUGAGCAGGUCAAGGGCUUGAGGACCGGCAUCGACGUCAACACACUCAAGAGCUAUGGCGACGAGCUUCGCAACCGCGCUCUGCCAACGCUAUCCAACAUCAUCAACACCAUCGCUCCCCCCAUCGGCUCUCACGAGCGCCUCCUCAUCCACAUCACCCACGACCUCGUCGGCUACCCGUCCCUCGACCCCCUCAUCUACGAUGUCUUCGCCGACGUCAUGCAGCAGGUCGAAGGCGGUGACCUCAAGGUCGUUCAGAGGGGCCACGACAGCGGCUCCUCGCGGGCUCACGACAACACCGCCGGCUGGGACGACGGCCCCUGGUGGAGACAGGUCGACCAGCCCCGCGAGCUGGGCGUCGUCAAGGGCCUCGUUGAAGGCACCAAGCUCUGCCGCGUCAAUGCCGAGUCGUACGCGACCGAGUACUUUGCCUCGCAGGGAGGCAUUGACGCCGUCAAGGCCAAGGCGAGGUCAGGCGUCGUCGAGCCCGGCUCCGUCCGGACGUCGGAUGUGUUCUUGUCUGUUCAGGCCAUCGUCACUGAUCAGGACAAGACGCUCUUUGGCCGGACUGCGGCCGCGGCCAAGGAGAAGAAGGAUGCCGACGAGGAGGAAGAGAACGAGGACGAGUUCCGAUUCGCCAUCUUCAUUGUCGAUCCGGUUCACGAGAUCGAAUAUGCCACCAUCAGCCAGCCCAUCCCCGCCAAGUGGGCUCGCUGGCUCGAGGCCCCUAGUCCCUUAACACCCCAGUCUGGAGAUGACGAUGCCGCGGGCUCUUCGCAUAGCCGCAUCCAUGAGGAUAUCCGGAGCCUUGUCGAGGAGGGCGAGCUCGAUCCCAGGGAGUGGGUUGCCGGGUGGCUGAAGGAUUCGCUGACGCUUUCUGUGGGCAUUGUAGCGCAGUGGUAUGUGGCUCGCCGUAUGCAGGUGGGUGUGAAGCAUGCUGCUGCGAAGGCGGCAGAGAAGAAGGUUGAUGACGAUGAUGACGAGGAAGAGGAAGAGGAGGAGUCUGAUGAGGAGUAA